AGAGGAGAGAGGGGAGAGGGGAGAGAGAGAGAGCGAGCGAGAGAGAGAGAGAGAGAGAGAGCGCUCAUCAAGAGCGUGAGAGGAUCAUCGUGUCGAGGCGCGAUCGGGGUUCCAUCUCAGUGAUCCAUCCCUCGUCGAUUAAUCUUUGGAACUCAAUCCGUCUUCCAUUGUCAACUCUGCGAUUCCUUCUUCUUCUGUUUGGCUCACGACGCCCCGCAGCUCUUCCUCUCUUGCAAAUUUUGAUCGAUUUCGGUUUCCCUUUUGUUUUUAUUUUAUCGAUCGAGUUUUCGAAACCCUAGCUAUGAUGUCCGCGGCUGCUAAUCACGCUCCUGUCAAUACCCGCGCCGGAGGCGAAGACCUAGCGGCGCGUGUUGUCGCGCCGCCGCCGCAGCAGUGGAAUCAGGUUGUUCGGGGGGAUGAAUCUGAGCCGAUCGUUUCGUCCGUUGCGGCUGCGUCGGCGGUUGGUCUGGGGAAAAUCAACUGUUCUCCUUCUGAGGGGUCUUUUUCGAAGCUGGCGGCGGCGGCGGUUUCCGAUUCGUCGACAUCGUCGGUGCAAGAUGAUUGCGCUGUAGAGGCGCAGCGAGAGUGCUCGGGUAAUGGUAAUGGUAGUGGCAAUGGCAAUGCGGGUAAGAAGCCGGCUUGGAACAAGCCUUCCAACGACGCUAUAGAGGUCGGGCCAGUUAUGGGGGCCGUUUCUUGGCCCGCUCUCUCCGAGUCCACCAAGACUGGUCAGAAACCGUCUUCGUCUGAAUCAUUGAAAGCCCUCUCGGAUGGAUCGGUCUCGGUAUCCCAGAAACAGGUAGUCACUAAUAGCUCAAACCUUACUUUGAGUCCAAUUCAUCCGACAACCACAAGCCAAAAAUAUGUGAAGAGUGAUGGUGCGAGUUCAAGUGGAAGUGCAUCUGCCAAUGGUGGGCUCCCGCAGCAACCUCCAUCGGUGGCUACGGUAGUGGAAAGAUCUUCCAAUAUUACUGGGAAACCUGGGUCUGGUGUUCCUGACUCAUCUUCAAGAGACCAUGCACACAGGGAAAGUGGAAGAAGAGGAGCAUUUGGGUCACAUUCUCAGAGUGGGAAUCAUCAUGCACAGCAACGCAAUUCAUCUAGGAGGGGCAAUGGGAGUCCACAUCUUCACAAUGAUGGUUCUUUUCAUCAGAAUUAUGGGGCCAGGCGGUACCAGGACCACUGGAAUCAUGAUUGGAACUCUAGUCAUAGUUUCAAUGGCAGAGAUGCUCGUAUACAGCCUCAGAGAGUUGUUAAUAGGGGUUUUACGCGAACCUCUCCACGUAAUACUGCUUCAUUUAUUCCUCCACCUGUGUCUAUACAACCUUUUAGCAACCACAUGGUUUACCCUGAUAUUGCAUCCCAGGUGAUCUAUGUUCAAGCUCCCCUUCCACCUCCACCUCCACCUCCUGAGUCCCACGGAGGUGUGGCUUUUAUCCCACCAAUACCACCUCAGGCCAUGUAUUUUCCCAUGCCAGAUCCACAGUUGAAAAAUAAGAUAGUGAAUCAGAUAAAUUAUUAUUUCAGCAAUGAGAAUUUAGUUAAAGAUACAUACUUGCGGCUGAAGAUGGAUGAACAGGGCUGGGUUCCCAUUAAAACAAUUGCAGACUUCAGAAAAGUUAAGGAUUUGACAAACAACAUCCAGCUUAUAUUGGAUGCUUUGCGCACUUCAAAUGUGGUGGAAGUGAAGGGUGAUAAAAUAAGAAAGCUUAAUGAUUGGAGGAGAUGGAUCAUGCCAUUGCCACCCGUUCAGAUAUCUUCUCCAUCUGCAGGACGGCCGGGUGAUGACACGCUGGCGACCAGCAUCCAGAGUAUGUCACUCCAGUAGAAGAGAAACAACCAUCAGGGUCAGGCCGAGGCAUUCCCAAAUAAAUGAGACUCAACGCCACACAGGAUGUCUUUGACCUUGCCAUGGUACGAUGAUGAAAUGUCAAAAAAUAGAAAAAAAAAUUAUAUAUAUAUAUAUAUAUAUAUAUUAAGAGAAAAACGCACCUAAAGGAAUAACGGGAACAUAGGAUAAAACAAGAGUUUUUUUUUUUUUUUUCUCUUUAAUUUUUUAUGACUUGACAUAUAUUAGUUGUAGUGUUAGCAGCAGCAGCAGCAAGAGUUUAUUGGGAAUUGGGAUAUGUGUGAUUUUGGCAGGCACUGUCUUAUUUCGACGUUACUAGUUUCCUUAUUAACCUUUCCUUCGUUGGGGAAAUUUUGCUACUGCUCCCCAUAUGCCUGCCUGCUUGCUUCUGCACUGUUAUUUAUUAUAUAUGCAUAUAUAUAUAUA
This is a messenger RNA of Diospyros lotus (date-plum), 2275 nucleotides long. Its product is annotated as la-related protein 1B-like. Lineage: Eukaryota; Viridiplantae; Streptophyta; Magnoliopsida; Ericales; Ebenaceae. The transcript has 6 exons. The record is from RefSeq and is a predicted model, not a curated record. Gene Ontology annotation, molecular function: RNA binding. The coding region runs from base 302 to 1828 and encodes 508 amino acids.